This is a messenger RNA of Chiroxiphia lanceolata (lance-tailed manakin), 1101 nucleotides long. RefSeq names its product N-alpha-acetyltransferase 40, NatD catalytic subunit (gene NAA40). The coding region runs from base 123 to 830 and encodes 235 amino acids. The transcript is spliced from 8 exons. Gene Ontology annotation, cellular component: nucleus. The record is from RefSeq and is a predicted model, not a curated record. Lineage: Eukaryota; Metazoa; Chordata; Aves; Passeriformes; Pipridae. Gene Ontology annotation, molecular function: protein N-terminal-serine acetyltransferase activity; histone H2A acetyltransferase activity; histone H4 acetyltransferase activity.
CGGGCUCUCUGCCCCCCUCCCCCCCGCCCCCCCCCCCCCACUACAAAUAGGGCGCCCCCCGCGCGCGCCCCCUCAGACCCCCCGCGCCCCCCGCGCCGUGAGGAGCCGCCGCCGACGCCACUAUGGGGAGGAAGUCGAGCAGGGCCAAGGAGAAGAAGCAGCGGCGGCUGGAGGAGCGCGCGGCCAUGGCCGCCGUCUGCGCCAAGGUCGAGGCCGCCAACAAACUCCAAGACCCCCUGGAAGCCUUCCCCGUGUUCAAGAAGUACGACCGGAACGGUCUCAACGUGUCCAUCGAGUGCCGACGCGUCUCCGGUCUGGAACCUUCCACCCUCGACUGGGCCUUCGAGCUGACCAAGGCCAACAUGCAGACGCUGUACGAGCAGAGCGAGUGGGGCUGGAAGGAGCGGGAGAAGCGGGAGGAGCUGCGGGAUGAACGCGCCUGGUACCUCCUGGCCCGGGACCCCGACACGGCCCCCGUGGCCUUCUCCCACUUCCGCUUCGACGUCGAGGCCGGGGACGAGGUGCUGUACUGUUACGAGGUGCAGCUGGAGAGCCGGGUGAGGAGGAGGGGGCUGGGCAAGUUCCUGCUCCAGAUCCUACAGCUUGUGGCCAACAGCACGCAGAUGAAGAAGGUGAUGCUGACGGUGUUCAAGCACAACCUGGGCGCGUUCCAGUUCUUCCGGGAGGCCCUGCAGUUCGAGGUGGACCCCACGUCCCCCAGCGUGUCCGGCUGCUGCGGGGACGACUCGUCCUACGAGAUCCUGAGCCGCAGCACCAGAUUCGGGGACCCCCACCCCGGGGGGGGCCCCUGCGGGGGCUGCUGCCACUGAGCCCCCCCCCCCCCGAGCCCGGGAUUUCACCCCAAACCACCCCCCGCCCACGGGGGAGCGGCCUGGCCCUGCUGGGACCCCCCCAAACGGGUGACAGACCCCCCCUUUGCCCCCCCCCAAACGUCUCUGCGGGGGAGGAGGGGGGAGCACAGGUGAAGUUUGGGGCCGGAAGGGGCGUUUUGCCCCCUUUUUUUUGGUUUUUCGUUCCUUUCUGUUCGUUUUUUUCGGCGGGUUUGUUUGUACGGCACAAAUAAAUUACGGUGGACCUUUG